AUGCAAGAAACAAUCAAACAAGCAAAAGAUGCUAUAUUACAAGUAAUUGAAUGCUUAAUCCAUGAAGAAAUUAUCUCUGAAAUUGACAAAUCCUUAAAUGAAAAUCAUAAAAAUAAGUUGAAAGAAGCUUUGUUAAACAUUCCAUUUGGAACUGAAGUUCAUAGUAUUGGUUUUACAGCAAGUCAUGAUGCUAAUGAGAAAUGUCAACAAAACUUAACAGAUAUAAACUUAUAUGAUCAACGAUUAGAUGAAGUUUCUAAUAAUAAAUCAAAUGAUUUUGUAAAUACAAAAAAAUUAAUUGAUAUGUUUAAAGAUUUUUUAACCAAGUAA
Messenger RNA from Racocetra fulgida, 330 nucleotides. NCBI's taxonomy places the organism in Eukaryota, Fungi, Glomeromycota, Glomeromycetes, Diversisporales, Gigasporaceae. The record is from the annotation of a GenBank genome assembly.